GAAUACGCUAAAAUGGAGGCCUACGCCCCACGCAAUUUCGUACACCAACGGAUGGGCGGGCGUGCGUAACAGAACGGAAUCAUGUGUGAGUGUGCGACACGAAUAAACGUCAACAGUCCGUGUCCGAUUCGCAGGACGUGUAGAUUUUUGAGUAGAAAGUUACGAAGCUCACAAGGUACAAUUUUGAGUCAUUCAAACAAAUAUGACUUCACUAGCACUGUCCAGAGUGUAUCCCAAGCUGCUGGCUCGAGCUUCUUAUAAACAUGUACUACGGACAUCCACCCGCAAUCUCAACUUGUUGGAGUACCAGAGUAAAAGACUACUAGAAGCUGGUGGUGUAUCGAUUCAAGCCUUUCGAGUUCUUGAAGGAAAGAAAGAUGAAGAUGCUCUCAAAGGCUUCAACGUUAACGAGUACGUUGUGAAGGCACAGAUUCUUGCCGGCGGCCGGGGUAAAGGUCAUUUUGAUAAUGGCUUCAAAGGUGGUGUUCACAUCACUAAAGAACGGUCCCAGGUGAUUCCCUUGGUGAAAAGGAUGAUCGGUGCUAGACUAAUAACAAAACAAACUCCUAAGGACGGAAUUCUGGUGAAUAAAGUGAUGGUAGCCGACAGUAUCAAUAUUGUUCGAGAAACGUACCUGUCAAUAUUGAUGGACCGCGCACAUAACGGUCCGGUGCUCAUCGCUUCACCGGCCGGUGGAAUGGAUAUCGAGGCCGUAGCGGAAGAAACUCCGGAGAAAAUCAAAACAAUUCCAAUUGCGAUUGAAGGCAUAACGCGCGCCCAGGCAGAGGAGGUUGCUCGGUUUCUAGAAUUUAAAGGUCCACUGAUUGCAAAGGCUGCAGACGAAAUUGUGAAACUGUACGGUCUAUUCCUCAAAGUUGAUGCAACCCAGAUCGAAAUCAAUCCGUUGGCCGAGACUGACGACGGUCGGGUAAUUUCAGUGGAUGCUAAAUUAAACUUCGAUGACAAUGCCGAGUUUCGCCAAAAGGAUAUAUUCGCCAUGGAUACCCAUGAGGAUUCCGAUCCGAAGGAGAUUGAAGCUAGCAAGUUUAAUUUGAAUUACAUUGCGAUGCAGGGUAACAUUGGUUGUCUAGUGAACGGAGCUGGACUAGCAAUGGCCACCAUGGAUAUCAUCAAGCUUAACGGUGGUAGCCCGGCUAAUUUUCUUGACGUAGGUGGCAGUGUAAAGGAAGACCAGGUGCUAAAAGCAUUCCAAAUUUUGAUUUCCGAUGAAAAUGUAAAAGCAAUUUUGGUGAAUGUUUUUGGUGGCAUCGUGAAUUGUGCUACGAUUGCCAAUGGGAUCGUGAACGCUUCCAAAACGAUUGGACUGAAGGUGCCCCUGAUAGUGCGACUUGAAGGAACCAAUGUGAACGCGGCGAAAAAAAUACUGCAGGAAUCGGGACUACAGAUGGGUUUGGCGCAGGAUCUCGAUGAGGCCGCACGGAAGGCCGUGCAUGCGGCGAGCUAAGUAAUAGUUCAGGGUCAAAUAAGAUUCGGUUGUUAACAGGUUAGAUGGUAAGCUUACGUCGAUUGUUUGGCGUCUGUAGUCUUUGUUUGCGGUAUAUUUUUGUAAAAUGAAUGAGUGCAUUUCUAGGAAACAUGAA
Molecule: messenger RNA, 1601 nt
Organism: Topomyia yanbarensis
Lineage: Eukaryota; Metazoa; Arthropoda; Insecta; Diptera; Culicidae
Gene: ScsbetaG
Product: succinate--CoA ligase [GDP-forming] subunit beta, mitochondrial
Exons: 5
Coding region: 203-1465 (420 amino acids)
Biological process (GO): succinyl-CoA metabolic process; tricarboxylic acid cycle
Cellular component (GO): succinate-CoA ligase complex; mitochondrion
Molecular function (GO): ATP binding; succinate-CoA ligase (GDP-forming) activity
Source: RefSeq, a predicted model, not a curated record